Messenger RNA from Contarinia nasturtii (swede midge), 1042 nucleotides. RefSeq lists its product as uncharacterized. NCBI's taxonomy places the organism in Eukaryota, Metazoa, Arthropoda, Insecta, Diptera, Cecidomyiidae. The annotation marks the transcript as partial. The record is from RefSeq and is a predicted model, not a curated record. Gene Ontology annotation, molecular function: zinc ion binding; nucleic acid binding. The transcript has 2 exons.
UUGAUGACUGGCCGUGCAAAACGUUUUGCGGAAAUAACAACGACAUUUUCGUACGAUCAAUUCAAAAAGGCAUUGUUGGAUGAAUACAAACGUGCAUACACCGUGCAAGAUGUUUUUCGCCAAUUGAAAGCACGCACAUUGAAACCAGAUGAAACACCACGCGAAUACAUCGUCGAAAUGCAAUACAUUGCGAGCCGAUCGAACAUUCCAGAAACCGAUUUAAUUGAUUUGAUCAUCAGCGGCCUGAACGAUAAAAGUGUUCACGCAUCAAUUUUGUACAGUGCUCGUACAUUGGCCGAACUGAAAAUGUUGAUGGAACGUUAUGAAAAAUUACGCCGUGCCUCAGUGCAACCAAGAUCAAGUGCCAUGCCAGCUGCAACAAUGAAACAGAAGCCAUACGUGCCAGAUGCCAGUGCAAAUACACGUGCCAUUGCAAGUGCCAGCGGUAGUGCACCGAAAAGUGUUGGUGAAAUUGAUUUGUCGGGAAUUCGUUGCUACAACUGUUUCAAUUAUGGGCAUUACCAGAGCAAGUGCACGGCUCCAAAACGACCACCAAAUUCGUGUUUCAUAUGCCAUGAGGUCGGUCAUACACGUCAUGAAUGCCCGAAAAAGAAGAAGCCAGAAGCCAGUGAACCAAAUGCGGUCGCAACGGUUGGAAAUCCGCCACCAGAAACAAAUUACCAAGACAAUUGGGACAUCGCAGAGGAUGAGAACGAAGUACGCCGUUUAGCAACGCAGUUGUCAUCGAUGCAAAUGGUAAGUGUUGCCUUUAUGAAUAAACAAAAUAAGUGCACUGAGUUAAUUUCGAAAAAUGCUUUAUUUGAUUCGGGUAGCCCCGUUAGUUUCGUGAGACGUUCGAUGGUACCAUUUGCGAUGAAUAAAUUAAAAUGUACACCGUAUCGUGGAAUGGGCAAUAAAAAACUAAAUAAUGAAGCCGUGGUACCUUUACUUGUGGGCCGUGAUUUAUUAACAAAAUUAGAGGUCUAUUUAUGCCAAAUGAAAUCAUACAAAUACACAGCCUGCGAGCUAAUUAAAAUUAGAA